AUGAAGCAACAUAAAGUUUAUCGGCGGCGGGGACGCGACUUCGCCGGUUUCAAAGUGCUUCCGUUGCUCUUGUUGGCGGUCGGCAGCAGCCUCGAUCUGAGAGUAUUGUGCUCACCCUCGCACAGAGGCAGACAUCACGCGACUUCGGACCACGAACUACAGCAGGAACGGGAGCUGCCGGGUUCGCUUAAGGCGCAGGUGGCUGUUGCAGCCGAAGAUGAGCUUCUGCCACAGCCAGAGCAUCUUGCAGCAGAGGCCCAAGCCCAACAGCAACCGGAAGAAUUAUCCGGGGAGAAUUCUCUGGUCGUCAAAACGAAAAAGGGUCGCGUGAGAGGUGCGACCUUGACUGCCACUACCGGAAAGAAGGUCGAUGCCUGGUUCGGUAUACCCUAUGCCCAAAAGCCACUUGGUAAUUUGAGGUUUCGGCAUCCACGUCCAGCUGAGUCAUGGGAUGGUAUUUUUAACGCCACGAACCCCCCGAAUAGUUGCGUUCAAAUUCUAGAUACAGUGUUUGGCGAUUUUUCUGGAGCAAUGAUGUGGAAUCCCAAUACACCAUUGAACGAAGAUUGUCUCUAUGUGAACGUUGUCGCACCCAAGCCACGGCCUACUAAUGCCGCUGUCAUGGUAUGGAUAUUUGGUGGCGGCUUUUAUUCGGGUACAGCUACUCUCGACGUAUAUGAUCAUCGGACUCUCGUUUCCGAAGAAAACAUAAUCUUGGUAUCGAUGCAGUAUCGUGUGGCCAGCUUAGGCUUCUUAUAUUUCGGCACCUCGGAUGUACCAGGCAAUGCCGGCCUCUUCGACCAGAUGAUGGCGCUCCAAUGGGUGCGUGAUAAUAUCGCUGCUUUUGGUGGUAACCCGGACAACGUCACCCUUUUCGGUGAAAGCGCUGGCGCCGUCUCUGUCUCACUACUUUUGCUUUCGCCUCUUUCAAGGCACUUAUUCAAUCAAGCGAUAAUGCAAUCGGGUUCGGCAACGGCGCCCUGGGCUAUAAUAACACGCGAAGAGUCGAUAAUGCGAGGAUUGCGGUUGGCCGAAGCUGUCAAUUGCCCUCACGAUAAAAGUAACCUACGCGCGGUUAUAGACUGCCUCCUCACUAAGGACCCGACCGACCUCGUUAAUAGCGAGUGGGGCACUUUGGGUAUAUGCGAGUUUCCCUUCGUGCCUGUUAUCGACGGUUCCUUCCUCGACGAAACUCCUCAGCGUUCCAUGAUCACCGAAUCAUUCAAGAAAGCCAACAUCCUCAUGGGCUCCAAUACCGAGGAAGGCUUUUACUUUAUUAUUUACUAUUUAACAGAACUCUUUAGGAUCGACGGUGCGGAGGAUGUGAAGGUACCGCGCGACGAAUUCGUGAGGGCGGUCAGCGAGUUGAAUCCUUACGUUAAUCCAAUUGGUCGCUAUGCCAUCAUUUACGAGUAUACAGACUGGCUUAAGCCCGAUGAUCCCGAUACCAAUAGAAAUGCAUUGGACAAGAUCGUCGGGGACUACCAUUUCACAUGCAACGUUAACGAAUUCGCCAGCAGAUAUGCCGAGACAGGGAACAAAGUUUACAUGUACUAUUAUACACAUAGAUCAUUAAAUAAUCCAUGGCCAAAAUGGACAGGUGUAAUGCAUGCCGAUGAAAUUAGCUACAUUUUCGGCGAGCCACUUGAUCCUGCAAAAUCUUACACACACGAAGAAAUUCAUUUGUCUAAGAGAAUGAUGAGAUACUGGGCUAAUUUUGCUAAAACCGGGGAUCCCAAUAUGGGUGAUGAUGGAUCAUCUUGGACGGAAGUGACAUGGCCGGUACACACAGCAGCCAAAAAAGAGUAUCUAACACUUGAUACUAACACCACAGAAAUUGGUUAUGGUCCACGAGUAAGACAAUGCGCUUUUUGGAAGAAAUACUUGCCCCAGUUACUUUCUGCUACCUCGAAGCUGGACCCGUCGAAGGAGACGUGCAGCGGGGCGUCCUCGAUGGUGUUGGACUCGCGAGGUGCGUGUCUCCUCCUCAUAUCUUUGGUAACAAUUGGCUUGAGAGCACUGUCCGGUGCCUCGCAGUUCUGGCCCCAGCCACGUGGGCCCGUUUAGCUUACGGUCGAGAGACUCGCGACUACGGAGCCGCCGCCCGUCAACAAUCAAGAGCAACGACAACACUGACAUAUCAACGAGCAGCUACGACGACCUAAUCAAUUUCACGGUGCGGAUUAAGGAAGAGCCGACGUACACUCUGGAGAAAUGGGCAUACUGUAACUCCCUUGUAUUCAGGGCACGUAGUAACUUACUUACCCAUCCACUAGGAUGAUAAAGGACACGCUUUAUUUACGUGCGAUUGCAUUGAAAAACGAACACUUUCUAUUUUCAAAUGUCAAUGCAUACGUGUAACGUCUCUCCUUAUCCCUCCACCAUCCACCCU
Messenger RNA from Ceratosolen solmsi marchali, 2392 nucleotides. RefSeq names its product acetylcholinesterase. NCBI's taxonomy places the organism in Eukaryota, Metazoa, Arthropoda, Insecta, Hymenoptera, Agaonidae. Gene Ontology annotation, biological process: acetylcholine catabolic process; choline metabolic process. The transcript is spliced from 7 exons. Gene Ontology annotation, cellular component: plasma membrane. The record is from RefSeq and is a predicted model, not a curated record. Bases 1 to 2067 code for a protein of 688 amino acids. Gene Ontology annotation, molecular function: acetylcholinesterase activity.